GCCCCGCUGGGAGUCCGGCGCGCGCCGGGGGGCGGGGCGGGCGCCAGGGGGUGCGGGCCCCGCAGGGCGGCCAUGGAGUGAGACGGCGCGCGGACUCGCGCUCGGACGGAAGGACUGACUGACCGACGGGCGGCCCCGGGCUCCGUGCGCUGGAAGAUGAACAGAGCAGAUUCACCAAAACCACCAGUUGCUCCCAAGCCAAAGACUGCCAAUCCCCUCACACCCGUGACGGCACCCAAAUUCCCUUCGUCACCCCGGCCUGACAGUCUUCAUAGUCCCAACUCCAUGUCGAGGGGGCCAAAACCCCCCAUCGCCCCUAAGCCCAGGCUGGAUACCCCCAACGAGUGGAGGGCCAGCGUGUAUAUGAUCAACAGCUUGAACAAAUGCAGCAAUGGAAAGCUGCUCUGUGUAGACAGGGGGCUUUACGAAGAGCAGCAGUCCAACCUGGAGGGCUCCGAGGCUGAGGCCGACGAGGAUUACAUCGUGGUCCCCAGGGCUCCACCGGCAGAGGGCGAACCCGGGGAUGGGGACUCUGUGGAGAAUGCAGUCACGGUGGCUGCGGAUGCCACUCGGGAAGAGGAACACCAGGAGGGAGGUGAGGAGGAGGGGGCAGGAGCUGCUGAGGAUGUGGCAGCCCCAGCCGAAGUGGCGUUGAGUGGAGAGGGCGACCAAGGUGUAGCCCCCACUCCUGAGAACGUGGCGGCAGAUGACUGUGCCCCAGACCCAGGGACCGAGGAGCAGAAGCUCACAGGUGAGGAGGAAGAGACGCUGGUGGAAGAGCACAACAUACACAACCUGGAGGACAGGGGCCCUUGGGAUGGGGAGGCAGUCUUUCCAAGCGAUAUCAUUCUGUCUCAAGUCAACUUAGAGGAUCCAGCAGCUCCUGGUGAGGAGCCUGGGCCCCCGGGGACACCCAGGGAGGCAGAGGAGGAUGGUGAGGAAGGCUGUGCCAAUGCAGAACCAGGGACACCAGACGAGUGCCCGGAUUCCGACAGGCCUGCCGACGGGGGUGCUGAAGAUGCCAGCGAGGAAUCCUUGGAGAGUGAGGGAUUGGCCACAGGCGUCCAGGAGGUAGAGAUAGCUACAGACCGCCCUGAAAUCCCUGAGGAGGAAUGUGAAGAUGCUACAGGUGGUGGCAACCAGGAUGACCAGGAUGAACCACCUGACCAAGAUGAGAAAACUGACCAAGAAGAAAUGGCAGCAAUCACCCAAGAGGAGGGAGAAAACACUGAAGAAGGUGAACACACUGUGCAGGAUGAAGCUGCUGAGGAGAGCUGCCAGAUCAUCCCUUUCGAGAAUGACUGUAUGGAUGACUUCAUGACAUCGCUCUCAGGAAGUCCCUAUGAGUUCUUCCCGACUGAGAGCACAUCUUUCUGUAGUGAAAGCUACUCUCCUUCUGAGCCAGCUAAAGGCUUAGAGUCAGAGCAGGAACCCCAGUCGGGGGGAUGUGCAAAGCAGGACGCGGUGGCUGGAAUUUUGGGUUGCCGGCGUGGUUCCCUGCAGGGUGGCUCUGGGGAGGCUCCCUCUGUCCCCAAUGUGGUGGUCAUGCCAGAGGAUGAGGACGCCACAGAUGACGCACUCACCAACCCCUAUGAGAUGGGAGUCGAACUGCCAUGCGGGGCUGACCCUGGAGAGGGAGAGCAGCCUGAGACCCAGGACGCAUCAGACACCCUGAGUGGUUAUGGCCUGAAAGAAGUGAACUCUGAUGCUGAGGGCAACCUGGUCCCCAUCGACAGGAAGAACAUCAUGUCUAGGGCUAGGCCCCACUCUGGGAAAGUGCCUGGCUACGUCCCAGAAACUGUCCCGGAAGAAACUGGACCAGAAAUUGGCUCGUCAGCCGUUGGCAUUGGAGGGGCCACGGAGGAGGCAAGAAAGAUGGUUUUGUCCUUGGAGGGGAAGCUGCCGGAAGCCAGCCGGGCCUUGCCGGCAAAGCCCAGAGCCUUCACUCUGUACCCUCGAUCAUUCUCCGUGGAAGGCCGAGAGAUCCCAGUCUCCGUGUACCGGGAUCCGGAGGCGUCUGGCUUAGAGGACAAUUGGAUCAAAAGGAAAGAUGACAACCUCUCUCUGCCCUGUGUGAUUGGCUCCUCUGGGAGUUUCUCCCAGAGGAACCACCUUCCAUCCAGCGGCACCUCAACUCCAUCUUCCAUGGUGGACAUCCCACCACCUUUCGACCUGGCCUGCAUCACCAAAAAGCCCAUCACGAAGAGCUCUCCCUCGCUCCUGAUCGAGAGCGAGCCCCCGGACAAGCACAGCAAGAAGAAGAAGUCAUCCUUCAAGCGGUUCUUGGCGCUGACGUUUAAGAAAAAGACCGAGAACAAAGUGCACGUGGAUGUCAACGUGUCUUCUUCCAGGUCCUCUUCUGAAUCCAGCUACCACGGGCCUUCCCGGCUCCUGGAAAUUGACCGCAGGAGCCUCAGUAACUCCCCUCAGCUUAAGGCCAGGACAGGCAAGCUCCGGGCUUCCGAAUCGCCCUCCUCUCUCAUCUUCUACAGGGACGGCAAGAGGAAAGGCGUCCCCUUUAGCAGGACGGUGUCCCGAGUGGAGUCCUUUGAAGACCGUUCCCGGCCCCCCUUUCUGCCCUUGCCCCUGACCAAGCCCCGGUCCAUCUCAUUCCCCAACGCCGACACUUCGGACUAUGAGAACAUUCCAGCCAUGAACUCGGACUAUGAGAAUAUCCAGAUUCCGCCCCGAAGGCCUGCGAGGGCUGGGACAUUUACGAAGCUGUUUGAAGAUCAGAGCAGAGCCCUGUCCACAGCAAAUGAAAAUGAUGGCUACGUGGACAUGAGCAGCUUCAACGCCUUCGAGAGCAAGCAGCAGAGCACAGACCAGGAGGCGGAAAGCGCCUACACAGAGCCCUACAAGGUCUGUCCCAUCUCGUCAGCGGCCCCCAAAGAGGACCUGACAUCGGAUGAAGAGCAGGGAAGCUCGGAGGAGGAGGACAGUGCUGCAAGAGACCCCAGCCUCCCCCACAAGGUGGAAGGACAGUCCAGAGCCCAAGUCAUCGCACAGGAACUGCUGUCUUCAGAGAAAGCAUAUGUGGAGAUGCUCCAGCACUUACAUCUGAAUUUCCACGGAGCUGUCGUGAGGGCUUUGGAUGAAAUGGACCAAGAGGGCAAAGACACGUUGGCCAGGGAAGAGCUGAGGCGUGGCCUGAGCGAACUGCCAGCUAUCCUCGACCUUCACCAGGGGAUGCUAGAGGAACUGGGGGAGAGGCUGCUUCACUGGGAGGCCCAGCAGAAGGUGGCCGACGUCUUCCUGGCCCGGGAGCAGGAGUUUGACCACCACGCUACUCACAUCCUGCAGUUCGACAGGUAUCUAAGUCUGCUCGCUGAGAACUGCCUCCACUGUCCCCGGCUGGCAGCUGCCAUCCGUGAAUUUGAGCAGAGCCAGCAAGGAGGCGGCCAGAAUGUGAAGCACCGGCUGCUGCGGGUUGUUCAGCGCCUCUUCCAGUACCAAGUGCUCCUCACAGACUAUUUAAAUAACCUUUGCCCGGACUCAGCCGAGUAUGAUAACACACAAGGUGCGCUGACCCUCAUCUCCAAAGUCACAGACCAUGCCAAUGACAGCAUGGAGCAAGGGGAAAACCUGCAGAAGCUGGUCCACAUCGAGCACAGCGUUCGGGGCCAAGGGGAUCUCCUCCAGCCAGGAAGGGAGUUUCUGAAGGAAGGGACACUGAUGAAAGUAACGGGGAAAAACAGACGCCCACGGCACCUGUUCCUGAUGAGCGAUGUGCUCCUGUACACGUAUCCCCAGAAGGAUGGGAAGUACCGGCUGAAGAACACAUUGGCAGUGGCCAGCAUGAAGGUCAGUCGCCCUGUGAUGGAGAAAGUGCCCUACGCUCUGAAGAUCGAGACUCCAGAGUCCUGCCUGACUCUGUCUGCAAGCUCCUGUGCAGAGCGGGAUGAGUGGCAUGGCUGCCUGAGCAGAGCCCUCCCUGAGGACUACAAGGCCCAGGCUCUGGCGGCCUUCCACCACAGCGUGGAGAUACGGGAGAGGCUGGGGGUCAGCCUGGGGGAGAGGCCCCCCACGCUGGUGCCUGUCACACACGUUAUGAUGUGCAUGAACUGUGGCUGUGACUUCUCCCUCACCCUGAGGCGUCAUCACUGCCAUGCCUGUGGCAAGAUUGUGUGCCGGAACUGCUCGAGAAACAAGUAUCCUCUAAAGUACCUCAAGGACCGGAUGGCCAAGGUCUGCGAUGGCUGCUACGGGGAGCUAAAGAAGAGGGGCGGCGACAUCCCAGGCCUAAUGAGAGAGCGGCCCGUGAGCAUGAGCUUUCCCCUGUCCUCCCCCCGCUUCUCGAGCAGUGCCUUCUCGUCCGUCUUCCACAGCAUCAACCCCUCGACCUUCAAGAAGCAGAAGAAAGUCCCUUCGGCCCUGACCGAGGUGGCCGCCUCCGGAGAGGGCUCCGCCAUCAGUGGCUAUCUCAGCCGGUGUAAGAAAAGCAAGAGGCACUGGAAGAAGCUCUGGUUUGUCAUCAAAGGCAAAGUGCUCUACACCUACAUGGCCAGUGAGGACACAGUGGCCAUGGAGAGUAUGCCCCUGCUAGGGUUCACCAUUGCCCCGGAAAGGGAAGAGGGCAGCAGUGAAGUAGGACCUGUUUUUCACCUUUACCACAAGAAAACCCUGUUUUAUAGCUUCAGAGCAGAGGAUACCAGUUCAGCUCAGAGGUGGAUUGAGGCCAUGGAAGACGCAAGCGUGUUAUAGCAGUUAUCAAGCAUGUGGACUCAGAAUAAACUCUUAGGUUGUUAUGUGGACCCUUCCAGAAGCCAAUCCAUGUCUCCUCUCAACUGGACACACAUUGGAUUCAGCGUGGGGGCCUGUCUUUUUUGAUGGAAGCCCCUCGCUCACACCUUCACAUGUGGAAUCCUUAACGGAUGUUUAUGGACCGCCCCUUUUCUGUCUUCGUGUUUGCCACCCCACCCCGGCAUAAACUAUUUCCUUACCCAGCAGUGAGUUAAAACUUAGUAACAUGAAGACAUGGGACCAGUAGAAAAGUACAUUUUAGAAAUGCAGGCUUUUUUAGUAGAAACAAGCUUUUUCAAUUUUUACUCCUAGUAAAUAAACAUUGUCACCUUUCAUAUUGUUGAUUUUGGUGCCUCAGGUGAAACAAAAAACAACCAGUAAAUAACAGCUACUCUCAUUGAAAGCACUUUAUUGUUUUACUGAGCUACAACCUCCAGUUUUAUUUUUUCCUAGCGAUUUACUUAAGUGAAUACCAGAUGGAGUCCUGUGGACUAAUUUGCCACCAGCACUUGACAAGAGUGUACGGAAAAUAGACUUGCAAACCUGGCUGUGGUGACACUUGGAGUGGGGGUCCUCCUUACUGCAGACGGCUCUGCGCUGGAUUGGAAUUGGAGGACUUCCUCCUCCAUUUGAUCGUGCGAACCUGUAUACUGACAGGACUUGAUAAAGGAGGGACUCCCUCCUUCCCACGGCAGUCCUCAACAUUACACCAGUGUUGGAAGCUCGGCUGCUGACAGAUCCGGCCCCGCUCCGGAGGUCACUGCAAACCCUCCGAAGAGACAGGGUCUGCUUUAUUUAUUGUGUGCCUUCCUUAGUUUUACCCCACACAAGCUGACAGCGUUGUUUAUAAGAAUCUGUUCUUAUUUUUGACAUGGUAAUCUUUUGGCUGUAUUACCGAAGCCUUGAGAGAGAUAAAAAGAGAGAAAAGAAGAUUGAUCAGCAGGUGAAUUUGUGUUCUUGGUCAAUGGCUCUGAACACAGUGAGAGAGCACAGAAGCAGUGGAUUGAAGAUAACUCUCUGGGCUCCUGGGGCUCAGCCGCCUCCCGCUGAUGACUGCUGCUCAUUAUGCUGGAAGUAUUUUUACAUAAAGCAAAUUGGGGUGGGAGGAGUGGGUGGGAUUCCUUGUUAUUCUCAUCAAAAUAAAAACAAUCAUAUCAUUUUCUGA
Molecule: messenger RNA, 5908 nt
Organism: Hipposideros armiger (great roundleaf bat)
Lineage: Eukaryota; Metazoa; Chordata; Mammalia; Chiroptera; Hipposideridae
Gene: FGD5
Product: FYVE, RhoGEF and PH domain containing 5
Exons: 21
Coding region: 157-4704 (1515 amino acids)
Cellular component (GO): cytoplasm
Molecular function (GO): guanyl-nucleotide exchange factor activity; metal ion binding
Source: RefSeq, a predicted model, not a curated record